UUAUGUUGGGCAGCUAUCUGAGCUGGAAUCAAGUCUCUAACUGCUUUCCUAAGAACCAUUUACGAAAACCUGGGUGAGAAUACUCUAUUUGUUUAGCUGCCACUUGUUAUUCUUCGAAUAGAGUUUUUCCGUCAAAGAACUUUGCGGGCUACGUCAUUACCCAAACAUUCCUAAACAGCUGAUAGUCGCGCAGGAUUCUGGGAAAUGCAUUGUCUUGUAACUUCACGCUCGUAUCUCUAGCACGUUUAAACACUGGACAUAUACACUACAUUACCCAUAAUCCACUACGCGGUUUAUUGUGAAGGCGGCGCGUGCCGGGUCUAUGGGCCGUUACCGGGGAGAAGAUGGUGGAAGCUGCGGCGGCAACGUGCACAAACCUCCGUCCAAAACAUUUCGGAAAAUAUUUACCAUCUCAGCCUGGCAUACGAUAUUGGUUACCCGGAGAUAAACACAGAUAAUACACGCUAAAGAGAAGAUAAAAAUCCGGCCUUUGUGUGACGAGGAAUGAGACACACAGAGAUUAGUGGUGUGAAAACGUGGGUGAUGAAGUCACUACCACGUUUUGAAAUUAACCAGAGCUAGUUAGUGGAUUUAUUCGAUUAUUAUUUAGUAUUUGACUCUUCUGUGGUCGAAGUAUCGACUGUCAGAUCAAGUGUUUUUAAUUCGAUCUGAGCGCCGUAAGGCUGUGUGUGUAUAUAUAUAUAUAUAUGUAUGUGUGUGUGCAUUAGCUUGUGUUGGAUCAACUGACAGCAUGCCACGGAGCAAAAAAGGGAAACGUGGGGCCACUUCAAAUAAGGGGAAGAAUGGAGGAAAAGGAGGGUCCGGUGCUAGUGAUGAUGAUUUGGCAUCUGAUGUGCUCAGUCAUUACAGCAGUGCCAGUGAGAGUGCCUCAGUGCUGGAUGAAGGAACAGGUGAGGUGGUGGAUGAACAAACUGCUCAGGAGGAAACCGAAGACAAACUGAAGCAGUGUAUCGACAACUUGAUGGACAAGAGUGUGAAGACUCGGCUAGCAGCGCUGGAGAGCUUGCGACUAGCCUUCUCCUCCAGAGUGCUGUAUGACUUCCUGCUGGAGAGACGCCUCACCAUCGGCGACUGCCUGGAACGCAGCCUGAAGAAAGGUGGAGGAGAGGAGCAGGCUGCAGCAGCCACACUGUGUGCACUCCUCUGUAUUCAGCUGGGAGGUGGAUUUGAAGGCGAGGAGGGCUUUAAGAUGUUCCGCCCUGUCCUUAGCUCCAUCCUGACUGACAGCUGUGCCAACCUAUCAGCUCGUCAGAGUUGUGCCCGAGCAUUGGGCUUAUGCUGCUACGUGUCCGCAUCAGACAACGCUGAAGAUUUGUUGAAGUGUAUGGGGCAUUUGGAGAGUGUGUUUGUGGGAGCGUAUCCACUGGGUGAUGGCAGCUUACCAUCUGUUAAAGCUGGAAUUCCAGCUCUCCACAGCGCUGCCCUUCAGGCCUGGGCUCUGCUCGGCACACUGUGUCCUGCCUCCCACAUCAACAACAUGGUCAGCCAUCACUUGCCUCAGCUGCAGGCUUGUUUGGAGAGCAGUGAGGUGAACUUCAGGAUCGCUGUAGGAGAAACCAUCGCUCUGCUGUAUGAACUGGCACGAGAGGUUAACGAGGAGUUUCAGUAUGAGGAUUGCGAUGUGCUGUGCGAGGGUCUGAAGCGUUUGGCAACAGACGGAAAUAAACAUCGGGCCAAAAAUGACCGACGCAAGCAGCGCUCCAUCUUCCGCGAGGUCCUGCAUUACAUCGAGAGUGAGGACUUCUCUGAGGAGAAGGUCCGUUUUGGGGUCGAGAUUGUCUACCUUGAUGGUUGGAUGCGUCACCGGAUUUAUGAUGCCUUUAAAGAGGUGCUGGAGUCUGGAGUGAGCCACCACCUGCAGGUUAACCCACUACUGAGAGAUAUUUUUGGACUUGGAGCUCCACUGAUUCUGGACACUUCGGUCAAGGCCACCCGGAUCUCCCGCACAGAAAGGCACCUUUUCAAUUCCGCUGCGUUUAAAGCCCGGACAAAACUACGUAACAAAGUGAGAGACAAACGAGCAGACGUGAUGUGAUGUUGGUGCUGAUGAAGACUUGAUGCAGAGAGAGGAACACUACACACCUCUUAUGAGCUCACUUGAAAUGUUAAAAACAGCAACUGCCAAACCAGGGACUUGAUAAUGCAAAUUGUGUGUGCGCGCAUGUGUGUCAGGAAGAGUGAAUGUGUGUGAAUGGUGUGCCUCAGUUUUAUUUAACAUUACUAAAUAAUAGGAAGCCUAAAAUUAACUGUGCAACCCAUAGCAUUUUCCCUUAGCACUUAAAACACACAUAACAUCAUAUUUCUGCAUGCAAGUGCAGUGAUGGUUCAGGGCAGGUCUCAGUACAUACUCUGUGAUCAGCAGGAAGCAGGAUACUGCUAUGGAAAAUGCUAUGUAUUGCUCCUUUAAACAUAAUAUUGUACAUUUCUAAUGAUCUUUUGCAAGGCUGUAUUGAACAUUUCUGUUAAAAUGUAUUUUACUUCCUAAUUUAUUCAGGAUUUUGGGAAAACAAAAGACUUUUUUAACAUUUGAGACAAAUGAGCUGUGUAUACACAGUGGGAAAUGGCCAAGAAAAUGAAACCCUUUCUAGCUUUUGUAUGUAUAUUUUACAAACUGGCUGCACAUAUUUUACAAACUGGCUGCACAAUUUAAAUGUGGUGAUAAUUGUAGAAAGGUCUCCUCACACUGCUAACAUUCUUUUUCUCAUCCCGAGUGCUGUUGUUUACUGGGAGAGAGUUUAAGAUGCAGGGUUGACAAGUGUAUUUAGAGACUUUGGUUUGUGUUCACACUUUGAGGAAAAUUUCUUUUUUAUUAGAUCUGAUACAUUAACAGACUGGACAGGAGAGAGCCAUUUGCCUGCUACAGCUGCUAACAUCACCUUCAUGUAUUACUGAAUGUUUUACAAUUAGAAAUAGGAGGCCAAAAAUGUAUUUUCUUAAGGGCAAUUACACAUUUUUGCAAUUAAGUUUUAUAUUUUUCCCUACAGUAGACUCAAUUGAAGGCCAGAAUUUUGAAUUAUUCAUUUAAAUUGCUAGAAAUGAGAUGUCAAGGCUUCUGCACCCAAAAGGUGAGCCUACUACAAUAAAUCAUGAAUUUAAAAAAAAAAAAAAUGACUGAACUGUGGUAUUUCUAAAAUGUGUGUGUGUUUUUUUUAAGCAUAGCUUUAAAUAAAUACUGGAGAGAAGUUUACUUUUUUAACUACAGAUUUGUUGAAGUAGAGAAAAAUAGCAUUUCUCAAAUCAGUGUUUUUGUAUUUAUUAUAGUUCCAAUAUCUCAUGGACAUUUCAUGUUCAUAACAUUUUAAUCAUUACCACAGCCCACAUCAAUACACAUCUUUAAAAAAAAACUCCAGGUUAUUCAAUUGCAUGCAUCAUUUAUACAUUAAUGAAUCAUGACAACCAUGCUGUUAUUUGAAAAUAAUUACAGAUUUUUUUUAUUCCUCUUAUAGCAAUUUUCCAAUUCUAUCUUUUUGGAACGUGCACAAGACAUUUUAUUUCCUGUUACUAUUAACACUGUACUAGCUAUAAACAGCAUCUCUUUUUCUCUCAACAUCGUACGAUAAAUAAACUACUACUGAA
This is a messenger RNA of Ictalurus furcatus (blue catfish), 3597 nucleotides long. It is a transcript of the gene ifrd2, whose product is annotated as interferon-related developmental regulator 2. The transcript is spliced from 12 exons. Lineage: Eukaryota; Metazoa; Chordata; Actinopteri; Siluriformes; Ictaluridae. The coding region runs from base 752 to 2056 and encodes 434 amino acids. The record is from RefSeq and is a predicted model, not a curated record.